ACAGCUACAUCCCCGGGGGGACGCCUGCACCCCCAAUGCCAAUUAUGGCGUCCUUUUAAUAGAAUUUUUUGAAUUAUACGGCCGUCAUUUCAACUACCUGAAAACGGGAAUCCGAAUCAAGGAUGGUGGUUCCUAUGUAGCCAAGGAUGAAGUUCAGAAGAAUAUGCUAGAUGGUUACAGACCGUCAAUGUUGUAUAUUGAAGACCCGCUACAACCAGGCAAUGACGUUGGUAGGAGUUCUUACGGCGCCAUGCAAGUUAAACAGGCCUUUGAUUACGCAUACGUGGUUCUGAGCCAUGCUGUCUCUCCGAUAGCUAAAUGUUACCCCAACAACGAAAGCGAAAGUAUAUUAGGAAGAAUAAUUCGAGUUACGCAAGAAGUUGUGACGUACAGAGAAUGGAUAUCCAAACAGUGGGGAAUCCAGAGUAAUGCAGAUACGUCGUGCAAUG
Molecule: messenger RNA, 449 nt
Organism: Thamnophis sirtalis
Lineage: Eukaryota; Metazoa; Chordata; Lepidosauria; Squamata; Natricidae
Source: RefSeq, a predicted model, not a curated record